Chlamydomonas reinhardtii is the source of this 3179-nucleotide messenger RNA. RefSeq lists its product as uncharacterized. The record is from RefSeq and is a predicted model, not a curated record. The coding region runs from base 264 to 2072 and encodes 602 amino acids. The transcript has 5 exons. Gene Ontology annotation, biological process: phospholipid metabolic process. NCBI's taxonomy places the organism in Eukaryota, Viridiplantae, Chlorophyta, Chlorophyceae, Chlamydomonadales, Chlamydomonadaceae.
GACACAACUUCUAGCAUAGGCCAAAAACUGACUUAGCACGCUGCCGGCAGCCCCGGCUUUCCGAGAAUCUCGGCCAGUCGCUCGACAAAGUUCUCCUACGCGCUCGCUGAGCACCCAGAUCACCUUGCAAACACGGUCUUGCACAUGGCUUGACAAUUCUGCAUCGUCUGGUUCUGAAGCAACCUGUGGAAAGCCCAGGGGUCUCGGUUAUAUUUCGGGGAGCGCCGCUCAGGAAGCGCUGUGCUUGGCGCGCCGAAUCAAGAAUGCCUUUCCAGUCCAACUUCCAGCUAAUUAAAGCCUCCUACAAGGAGUUCCUGCGGAAGGUUGCCGCGGCGCACCGUGGCGAUGGCGCGGGCGAGGCGGGCCCCGCCCACUACUAUGUGGAGCGCGUGUAUGCGGACGCCUCGCUCGACCAGUCCCUCGCCAGGCUGCAGACCCAGCUGCUGGCAUCCGUGGACGUCGCCGAGCUGCGGGCCGCUUACCAGGCACGAAAGCUGCGCGCCAAGCUGCGCGCGAACCAGAUACGCCAGGCUUUCGACGAUAAGGUGUCCCGCCUGAACAGCUACCUAGGCGGGGCCAGCAGUAGCAGCGCCGCCGGCGCGGUGACAGCAGUAGCGCCGGCGACGGUGGGUGAAGCGGUGGCGGUGGCGGCGCAGCGGGACCAGCAGCCUGCAGCUGUCAUGAUGGCGGCCUCCAGCGGGGCAAUGGUGACUGAGGCUGUGCAGCGCAGCGGGGGCGUGGUCAGCACAAGUGCUGGCGGCGGCGCCGGCGCCAGCGCGAUGGAGCUGGAGACCAUUUUCGGCUCGGACGGCCUCCUUCGUCGGAUGGUGCUGCUGGCGGUGGGCAGCGCGUCGCGCGCCUACAUGACCAGCCUCAACACCACCUCCGUGGAGGGCGGCGGACACCUGGCUGCGGCGCUGGAGCGGCCAGCCGGCCAGGCGCUGAUCACGGUGUGCAACCACGUGGCGGCGCUGGACGACCCACUGGUGGUGUCGGCGCUGCUGCCGGAGGCGGCGCUGCAGCAGCCGGACAAACUAAGGUGGACUCUGUGCGCCAGCGACCGCUGCUUCCGCUACGCGGCGCUGGUGCCGCUGUUCCGAGCCGCCAAGGUGCUGCCGGUGGUGCGCGGCGGCGGCCUGGCGCAGCCGGGCAUGGCGGCGGCCGAGUCGCGACUGGCCGCCGGCGACUGGGUGCACAUCUUCCCGGAGGGCACGCGCUCGCCGGACGGCGUGUCGCUGGGCGCGGUACGCAAGGGCGUGGGGCGGCUGGUGGCGAGCGUGCCGGAGGAGGCGCCGCCGCCGCUGGUGGUGCCGUUCGUGCACCGCGGCAUGGAGGGCGUGCUGCCGCGCGGCGCGGUGCUGCCGGCGACAGGGCAGAAGAUUGAUGUGAUGGUGGGCGAACCCAUCCCGGUGGCUGACCUGCUGCACGCUGCACGUGCCGAGGCCUGGCCCACCGACCGCCUGCACACCGCGGUGGCGGCGCGCGUGUCCCACCAUCUGCGUGACCUCACCGCCCGACUGGACGCCCGCCGCGCUGGCCUGCCCGAUCCGGGCCCCAGUGCCGCGCCGGACGCAGGCGCCGCCGUCAGCAGCCUGGACCAGUUUGACCCGUCAGACCUGCUGCUGGCGGCGGCGGCAGCCGAACGGCGCCGGGCGGGGCGCGGCGUGUGGGCGGCGUGGGAGCGCGUCAAGUUCCGCUCCGCGCUGGAGCGCCCGGGGGGAGGGAGCUGGGCCACGCAAGGCGUGGCGGCGGGGGCAGCGCAGCAGCAGACGCAGCAGACGCGAAUGCAGGUGGCGCCGCCGGGAAGUGCCGUGCUCACGGGCUGCGGUGGCAACGGCAGUGUGAGUGCUGCCGCGGGCGCCGCUGCUGGCGCUGCGCCGCUCAUGACUGGCGCAUCGCCCGUCUUGCGCGACCUGCUUGGCUGGCGGCAGGGGGCGGCCGCGGGCCUGGUUGGCUUGGGCGCCAUGUACGGCGCUGGUGGCGCUGGCGUGCGGCGGAGCUGGCUGGCCAGGGAGGAACUGGCUCAGGGCAUGGCCGGUUCGGUGGCAUCCGAGAACGCUGCUGCAGCAUAAGGCUGGCUGCAGCUAAGGCACGGACAGCGGGAGGGUUUGCAGCAACCCUGGGUGUUGGUGGCGGAAAGUUGGUCCCCUGGCAUCAUCAGUUGGUCCCUGGCGUGCUUGCAAGCUUUGGAUUGUCCCCGUUGUAAGCCGGCGAUCAUAAGGCUGGCCAGGGACUUGCCUUUCAUAAUGCCCCAUCACGGGUGUGCACUCGGGACUGAGCCUGCAGUAGUACGGUAUUGUUGAUAGAAACCAGCUGUGCGGCUUUUGCUGCAGCAACAAGUAGCCGUGCAUUGUGGCUACGUUGCGCAGUGCGAUAACGCGGUGGCACAGGUCGAGAGUUACAUCAUCACAUGGGAUGCAAGUCACGGUCAUCUCGUGCUCUUGCUAGUUUCAGCACGAGGAAUAAACAGGUCCGACGGUCUCCUUAGGAAGUAACGUAUUUCUGCUUGCGCAUUUACCGCAUUUAUAGCAUGUGGGGAAGGUUUAGAUACCGUUACGGUCGUACCCGCAAUCACAAGGCUGGCCAGAGACUUGUGGCUUAGAUUAUGCACUUUUUGCCAUGGGAUAAUGUGGGGCGCGGUGUAUGGAGGUGGCAUCCUGUAUGUUUAUCUGGGCGCUUCAUUGCGCUAAGCGAAUCGAGUCGUCACAGGUUCGAUUUUUGUGGCGCGAGAGCCGCCUCACCCCGUUUAGUGCACGAGCUUGAGUGCUGUACCGCCGUGCUGUGCCGCAAUAGGUUGUUACCUUCCAUUUGAGCACGAGAACGGUUGAGCGAGAACGAGUUGAACACGAGAACGAUGAGUAAGUUGGCAAGGCGCAGGAUGGGCGAACGGAGGCCUGGACAACGCCAGCCGUGCGCUCUUGUGUCUGGAGCGGCGCCGGCAAGGGAUGGCGGCAAGCUUUAAUCGGUGACAGGCAUGCGAGUCUCCUUGUGUUCAUGACAAGGAAUUGUUUGGCGUCACCGAGGCCUAGCCUGUGGCGUCCGCGCGAGGGCGAAGCGAGGCAGGAUGCCCAGAACACACGAGUCCCUGCUCCGGCGCAGGGCACUACUGCCUACCAGCUAUGCACUGCCGUUGCAAACUAUGUGCCAUCUGCUGGGGUCUGGAAUCAGCUGCACCCUAU